Aureobasidium musti is the source of this 216-nucleotide messenger RNA. The record is from the annotation of a GenBank genome assembly. Lineage: Eukaryota; Fungi; Ascomycota; Dothideomycetes; Dothideales; Saccotheciaceae.
AUGCCCCUCAAUCUGAAUCUGUUUGGCGCAAUCUCAGGAGCCUUCUCUGGCAAGUCUAAGAAAGAGAAGCAAGCCGAUGGCAGCGAGGUCGAGCACAGGAAAGACAACUCAGCAAUCAAGGGCGUGGCCAUGGGUAACGGGAGUGCCGCUGGAGCUGCCGAUGCCGAGGCACAUGGCAGAGAGAUGCGCGAGCGUAUUCUAGCUGGCGAAAAGUGA